AUGGACGGGGCUGAGCGGGACCAGGCGGGCGAGGUUAGCGGCACGAGCGGCAGUGGCUCGCCCAAGAGGCAUGAAGCUGGCAACUCCCGCGAUGAUGAGGCUGCAGGCCCGAGCGGCCGGGGCAACACAGGCGGCAGGAGCGCGGGCGGCGGUGGCGGUGGUGGCGUGGAAGGGGCUGGGGAGGGCGGCAGCGCUGAUCCUGCCGAUGAGCGCGUGCGGCGGCGGCGGGAGAUCAAUCGGAACAGCCAGAAGCGGAUCAGGGAGCGGCGCAACAAGGAGCUUGACGAGCUGCGGCUGGAGGCCCAGCGCUUGUCGUCUGAGAACGAGGCGCUGCUGAGGCAGGUGGAGACGCUGACGCUGGCGCGCGCAGAGGUGCUGCGGCAGGUGCAGGACCUCACGGACAAGUGGCAGCAGAGCAUUGCGGAGAACGCGUGA
Molecule: messenger RNA, 435 nt
Organism: Monoraphidium neglectum
Lineage: Eukaryota; Viridiplantae; Chlorophyta; Chlorophyceae; Sphaeropleales; Selenastraceae
Exons: 2
Coding region: 1-435 (144 amino acids)
Biological process (GO): regulation of DNA-templated transcription
Molecular function (GO): DNA-binding transcription factor activity
Source: RefSeq, a predicted model, not a curated record